Peronospora matthiolae is the source of this 681-nucleotide messenger RNA. Lineage: Eukaryota; Oomycota; Peronosporomycetes; Peronosporales; Peronosporaceae. The record is from the annotation of a GenBank genome assembly.
AUGUCAUGGACUACGAACACGACCGCGCCGCAGGUCCAGACCACACCUUCUUCAUCCGCGAUUGAUGCUGCCACCUCCAGUUCAUUUACGAUGGCGGCAAAGACGCGCAACUGCAGUAGCUCGCUCGUCCCUCUGCAGCGUCUCGAGUGCGUUCGAGUGUCGAGAAACAUCCGUCGCAAUGGCUCCCGCUUCUACGUCGCCGAUGUCUUUCUUCAGCGCAGUGCCGCACGGUGCCGGCUCUCGGAAAGUGUAUACAGGGCCUCACCGGCUUCUCAACUGUCGCCACUGGCGAUGCGUGACUUUAUCAUGGCCGAGCGCGAGCCGGACUUUGUGGUAGAGCGUCGGUUUUCCGAGUUUCGUUGGCUUCGCGACGGUGUUGUGGCGCUGAUAAGGGCGAACGGAGGACAUGUGAGCAUGUGCGUGGACUGCCAGGAGCUCGUGCAGGUUGCGAUCGCUUCGAAGCAUCAGUACUGGACGGUACGGCGACUGUUUGGCAGUAAACAGCAGCGAUUCGCGCUGUUGUCUGCCUUUGUCAACGACCUACUGGUCCUUACGACUAGUGCGGCCCGAGGAAGCCUGACAAGUAUCGUGGCUGAGAGCUGCAUAGUGCGAGAGGGGGUGGCAGUGAUGUUGCAUGAGUUUCUCAAGCGUAGUUUUCAGCCGUCGCUUGGCAUUAUCUAG